Molecule: messenger RNA, 165 nt
Organism: Cetraspora pellucida
Lineage: Eukaryota; Fungi; Glomeromycota; Glomeromycetes; Diversisporales; Gigasporaceae
Source: the annotation of a GenBank genome assembly
AUGCUUGAGAGAGAAGAACUCGAACAGAAAGAAAAAAUAUAUAUAGCAUUAAUACAAGAACAAGUUAGUAAAGACUGGAAUGAUUAUGAUAAAAAAUCCAAAAAUAAGAUCUAUAAGUUGAAAUAUGAUUAUAAUUACUAUAAUGGAGCUGAAGAAGCUCAGUAA